Messenger RNA from Acaulospora colombiana, 3910 nucleotides. NCBI's taxonomy places the organism in Eukaryota, Fungi, Glomeromycota, Glomeromycetes, Diversisporales, Acaulosporaceae. The record is from the annotation of a GenBank genome assembly.
AGAGGAGAUGGGUAUUGAUGGGACUAGUUAUACGCAGGCAGACAAUUCCAAGGUGGUGGCCACCGACACGAUCUUUGCGAAAACGUCUCCUCAUGUGGCCACUCCUGAACUCUUUGCGCUGCAUAUCGCGUCACACAUGGUGACACAGUACGACCACGUGACCAAGGCGUUCGUGGACGUUGAAUCCCUCAAGUGGUCGCGCAUCCCCGUGCAAGGCCGCGAACACGAACACUCGUUCGUGAGGGACGGCGAGGAGAAGCGGGUCACGAGUGUGGAGGUCGACGGUACUCUAGGCAAGGAUAAACUAGUGGGAAAGGUCACCAGUGGAAUCCAGGACCUCUUGGUGCUCAAGAGUUCUGGUUCUGCGUUUGAGAAUUUCCUCAAGGAUGAAUAUACGACGCUCGUCCCCGUGUCCGACCGGAUCUUUUCGACGUCUGUGGAUCUGCAGUACACGUUUGGCUCGCUCUCUUUUGGGUCGAUGGACAAGGUGGGGAGUGUGGAUGGGGACGCACAGUUUAACAAGGUGGCUGCGAGUGCCAAAGAGACGACGCUGGAGGUGUUUGCGACGGACGAGAGUGCGAGUGUCCAGGCCACGUUGUAUCGGAUGGCAUCGGAUAUCAUUGGCAAGAAUGCGAGCGUAGAGAGUGUGAGCUACAAACUGCCAAACAAACACUAUAUCCGUGCGUACCACCCUCCAUACGAACAUGUCCCCUUUCUGAUCGCUAUGACAACAGCCGUGGAUCUGUCGUUCUUCCAGCUCGCCAACACCAAGCCAGACGAGGCAGAAGUGUUUUGUCCCGUUGCGGCGCCUAGUGACCUGCUAUCACGACAUGUGAACAAGUGCCAUUCUGUCGACAAAAAGCCGAACAACAAUAACAAUAAUGCAUCCAAUGCCGCAUCGGCGGCGACGGGACGUCGAAAACCACGACAAUCCUCGCUCUCCCAACCAAACGCUACUACGACGACGACCUCGGUGCACCCACCCGGGACGUCGAGUUUGACUAGUAUCAAUCCUGCGGGUAACCCGAUUCGUGGCGGGUACCCCAUCCAUAAUGACCCGUUUUCGAGUGGCAGUCUCUCGAGUUCGUAUAAUCGACCACCAAUGGACGCUCCCUCGCUCUCCUCUUCGAGCUCGCUCGCCAGUGCGUCAUCGGCAUCGGCCUCUCUCGAUAGUCUCCCCCACGAACCCGUGUUCCAUCUCCCACACCUCCCCCAUCAUAAUGUACAUCACUACAACCCACACAUCAUAUCGCAGGGUCCGACCACCAACGCGGAUAUACCUGGACGACAUGGGUCGUGGGGUGCCAUGAGCUCGAUUGCACCGUAUGGGCUCGCCUCGAUGGACCAUGCAAAUCCCUAUAGUGCGAGUGGGAGUCAGCAUUCUGGGAGUAAUGCGAGCUUGCCAUUCGACCCCACGUCCAACUUGACGUUUGAUUUGUAUGGUGCGACGUCGUCGUCGAGUCCGACCAAGCUCGUGCACUCGUAUAACGAUUUGCCAACGCCACUAGCUGCUCCAUCGCUCCCUCCAUUCCGAAGCUUGGCAGCUACGUCGGACCAACGACCACCGUCGAGCGCGCAAGAGGGUAUUUCACUCGAGUACGGCCUCUCGUCCCUUCCACAUCCCUCGGACCGACCACCCUCCCAACAACAAUCUCACUCUCAAAACCCGAGGCUGGGGAAUGGCGUGCACCAUCACCGCGAAUUUUCGUCUGCCUUUGGGUUAAUGUCGCUCGACGACCCCGCCGUGCUCGCUGGCAUUUCUACCGACGGUGUCCCCUUUUUCGAACAAGCCGUCAACUAUUUGCCAAGUGGUGGAGCCUCGGGUCCGAGUGGGCUCUUGACCAAUGGAAUGGGAUUGGGAAUUCCGAUGACGGGCGAGUUUGAUGCGCAGACGCCCAACACGAAAGAAAAGGAUAUUGUGGCACUUAGGGAAAUGUGGGCUGCGUGGUUGAGAGAUCCGACGACGGGUCUUAAACCGGAUGGCACCGAGAUGGGUCGUCCCGAGUUUCCAUCCCCAGUCAUCACGACGACUGAAGUUGCGAAAGAAAGUGCGCCUCAGGGGUUGCAUCGACGAUCUAGCUCUUUUGCGGGGAGCACAAAGAAUGCCACGAAUGCGAACACGACCGCGACUGGGGGAGGACUUGCACAGCAGAUUGCAAAUAUGAGAAGCGCGAGUGCGAGUCUCAAGAGCCCCGGUCCACUUGGAAAACUCCAGGGUGCCUCUAUUGGCGCACCACUCAUGCCACUCGCGCAACCGACGCUCCACGGCGGACGCAACGUUGUAAUGGGACUCGAAGACCAAGCCUCACGUUUACACGGCUACCACCACCCUCAGCAAUACGUUGCGGUCAAACGAGAAGAUGGAGCAGAGGGCGUCCCGAUUCCGCCCCAUGGAAGUGCGCUCGCCCCGCCUACACCUGCCGUCGCUCCCAACCCCGGUGGUGCGGCUGCUCCAUUACAUGUGGGCAACCCCGAGAGUCUAAAGAGUUAUGAAGAGGCGGUAUUGGCGAGAAAGGCGCCCGUGCUCAAGUUGCCGAUCAAGAUGAAGACGAGGGACGGGUCGUCCAGUACCAGUCCGCCCAACCAGCCUGUUUCGAAUAAUGCCCAACCGACGUCGACUGGUGGGAGUGGAGGUGGGAGCCCAAACAAUAAUGCCAUUCUCCCCAUUUCACAAGCGGGUCGUGCUAGUGGAAUCGGCAUGAGUAUCCCGGCCAAUGCCACGGUCAACAUGGCGAGUAUCGCUCCGUUGAACGUGAACCAGCAUUUGGGAGGGGGAGUGGCGAGCCUGAGUAUUCAGCAACAACAGCAGUUGCCCACAGCCGCUGGAGCGAGUAGUGUGCCUCCUGGUGCGACGCCCAACCCCGCCAUGCAAAUGCACCUCGAGUCUUCGCAGGCUGCUAUUGCGAAUCAGGCGGCGGCUGCUGCGGCUGCCCUUGCGGCGGGUAUGAAUCCUGGCACCGUUGGUAAUGCCGGGUCGAACGCGGGUGCGACGACUACGAACGUGAAUGGUGUGGAUCGACCAGUGAUCGCCAUGCCGAAACCGAGGUCUCGUCCGGGCACGUCCAGCGGUCCCAACUCGCGUCCGGAUAGCGUGCAGAGUCGACCUUCUUCUCGUCCUGGAACCGCGUCGUCUGUAGGUGCGGGUAGUGACAGGGGAGGGCCAUUUGCGCAUCAACCUCAUCAAGGAGGACAAGGUUAUGGAUCGACUCACUCGUCUCCGCCUUCGCGUCCCAAUACAGGGUACAAUAUGCCUUCUCAUUCGCACUCGCAGCCCAACUCGCGACCUUCGACGUCGGCCGGUCCGUCUCCUUCGUACGCGUUCGUGUUUGCCCCGCCUGAGCAGUACCAAGGCAUGUCGCCCACGGGACCCAACUACAUGUUCCAACCUGGUAGUUUGCCCAAGGACAUGCUCCUCUCUACUGGAAUGGGCGACUUUUCUCAUCAGCUCGGUGGUGGAGGAGAUACGAGUAUGACUGGAAACGGUGGUCGACCGUCGUAUAAACGAUUGGCCUCUCAAACACUCGAACCCGCCUCGACAAAACGCCCGCACUUGCGCAGGGGCGAUACGAAUUUCCAGCCUACCGCCGAAGACGGCAGUCAUCCCAAUGAUGGUAUGGAGGGAAUGGAAGAUAGCGAGGGUAUGAGUGAUGCUGGGAGUGAACGAAGUUAUGGAUCUGUUUCGCGCUCGCGUGGACACAAGAUGAGGUCGCCGUUGCUUCCUGGGGGAGGUGGUGGAUUGGCGAGCGCAGGUUUGACGGGUGGGAGGACGUGGUCGGCUGCCAUGUCGGGCGACGCGUUUGCCCAUCAGGGAGGGGCGAGUGCAAGGCGCAUGAGUGAGCCUGCGGUGGCGGCGACCCGGAUGAUGGUCCGUAUGCCUGGUGGUAGUGGACGUGGUGGUGCACAGUCUUGA